Molecule: messenger RNA, 1610 nt
Organism: Pecten maximus
Lineage: Eukaryota; Metazoa; Mollusca; Bivalvia; Pectinida; Pectinidae
Exons: 17
Coding region: 243-1415 (390 amino acids)
Molecular function (GO): zinc ion binding
Source: RefSeq, a predicted model, not a curated record
AAUGAUAUGAUAUAUAUAUAUAUAUAUAUAUAUGUGAGGUGAGUCGCACAAAGUAGGAAUAUAUCUGCGACCAAUCUUGUUUAUCAUAUCAUUUGUAACGAACACCUGUGAUCUGAUUGUAUCUUCUUACAAACAGACAUGACGUCACGGGUAUUCCCGGUGUAUUUUACUUCCCGUUGUGUUAGGGAGCUGUUUACGGAACUCACUCGUCAGUUGUUAAUGGCUGAAUGUAAAACGUUCCUAUGAUGGCAUACUCAGCCCAGACGUCUUGUCGUCCGUUCGGGAGUAACAAGUGUCCGUCACACACGGGCCAGGAAGUUUCGUUUGUGUGUAUGGACUGUGACAGCCUGGUUUGUAUGCGUUGUGUCACCUCUAAGGAUCACAAAGGUCACGUUUUUGAAGAUUUGGGAGACAUAGUGAAAAAGGAAGCAGAUAAGUUGAAACACAACCUCAAAAUCAACGAGGAAAACUACCUUCCUUCGAUAUUAAAAGGUACUAGUGAUGUCGAAAAGGAGAUAGCUAAAAACAAGGAGAAACACAGAGAAGCAUCUGAUUUGAUCAAGUCUAGAGUACGUGAAAUAAAGGAGGAAGCUGAAAAGCAGGGGGCUAUUCUGAUUCAGGCAUGUACAGAGAACGAGACGAAGAAUCACAUUCGAUUGCUGGAGUGUCAGACAACACGUACGGACCAGCAAAGAGAAUGCCAGGACCAAAUUACGAACAUCAAAAAGACACUUCAGUCAGGAACAGAGAUUGAGGUGUUUGACUUGAAGAAAUGUACGGAUAAAACAUAUAUUUUGUGCCCGAUGCAUUCUCUGGAGCUUGUUACAUAUCAACCUCGUACAUCUGCACCUGAACUGGUCAAGCAGGCUUUGGGAUCUUUGGAUAAUCCAAACACUGGCCAAGCAUAUAUCGGACGUCCGGUUAACGGCCAAGCAUAUGGGGGACAACCGGUUUACGGCCAAGCAUAUAUCGGACGUCCGGUUAACGGCCAAGCAUAUGGGGGACAACCGGUUUACGGCCAAGCAUAUGGGGGACAACCGGUUUACGGCCAAGCAUAUGGGGGACAACCGGUUUACGGCCAAGCAUUUGGGAGACGUCCGGUUUACGCCCAAGAACGGGAUAAACCUGAUAUUAACGCCCAAGAACGGGAUAAACCUGAUAUUAACGCCCAAAAACGGGAUAAACCUGAUAUUAACGCCCAAAAACGGGAUAAACCUGAUAUUAACGCCCAAGAACGGGAUAAACCUGAUAUUAACGCUGUAGAACGGAGGAGGCACCGUGAGGUUAACAAUCCAUAUCCAGGAGUACCGGGCUACCCCCCACCACCAAACAUUCUUUAUCCAAAUCAAGGUGCAGGGGGCGGCUACCAAGCACAAUACAAACCUCUUCGUGACCCAGGUGAACAUGAUUGCUAACCGGAGACUAUAAGUAAGUUUUGAAUUAUCAUUUGUUCUACUUUCAACUUAUCAUUCAUAUGAAUAAAUGUUUAAAAGGAUGUCGACAUAUUUUGAGACGCAUAUUCCGAAAUAAUUUUCAUCUCAGUAGACCUGUAUUUUGUAGACCUGUAUCUCCGUAUCAUAUCAAUGACCGGAUAUAAUAAAAGUGUGUUU